Molecule: messenger RNA, 1731 nt
Organism: Schistosoma mattheei
Lineage: Eukaryota; Metazoa; Platyhelminthes; Trematoda; Strigeidida; Schistosomatidae
Source: the annotation of a GenBank genome assembly
AUGGAACAAAGAAAAGCUUAUUUAAAGUCGGUCGUCCCUAGGCCUGUGCACGGACUGCUUACACUAUUGGGAUAUUGCGAUAGAAAACUUUGUCGUUACUUGGACUCAUGGGUAGACAGUGUAGUCAGCCUUUUUAUUCUUGUCUUCUUUAUUUUCACUUUUUGUCUGCUGACAAUGUUUUUAGCAUUUCAGAUUCACAAUGAAAGUAUUCAUUUGGUAUCGCUAACAAGUGAUUUUAUCAAUAAAGCGUUGAACAGUGAAGCAUAUAGUUGGCUUCCUAGAAGGGAACAAGUUGAUGGAAUGUUUAAUGUUUUAGUUACAAAUGCUUAUCAAGCUGGACGAAGUUGGAUAUCCGAUAAGAUCAAUGAACUUUUUGAAGCAGAUCCGAAUUCAAAGGCAAUAUUAAAAGAACAACUUUUAUAUUUGUGGGAGAAUAUUUAUAAUUCUUUUAUCAAUCAGUCAAUGAACACUACAUUGAUGACUAAUCAAUCAGUCAUUAAUAAUCAAACUUUACCGUUCUUGUUGCAUAAUCAUAUAAAUUCCAAUGCAAUUACUCCACGUGGGGUUGGAAGAGUUUCAUUGAAUCGAUUUUUUAUCAAUACUACUCGGAUAUUUAAUCGACACGCUUUAAGUUCAUUGUUUGUGGUUUUCAAACAGAACUUGGGCACAUUUGCAACUAUCACAGAAUCAGUAUGGGGUUUGAUGCGUAGUAAUGUGAAUUUAAUUGCUCAGUUAAUAACAACUUUAUUUUCAUUGAUAAUGAGUGGUGGGCAUGUGGCAAUGAAUUUUAUGAUUGCUUUUCUCAUUUUUUUAACAGUUCUCUAUUAUGUAUUAGCUGCGAGUGGAUCGUGUUAUCUCCCUGUUGCUUUUAUUUCUUCAUUAACACCAACUUUUUCUGGAACUAAUUCAUUAAUUACGCAUUUAUAUUCAACUGUGGAAUCAGCUAUUAGUGGAGUAUUUGUUGCAACAUUAAAAUUGGCUUUAUUUUAUGGUUUAUAUACAUCACUUACUCAUAUUAUAUUUGGAUUAGAUCUUGUAAUAAUUCCAUCGGUAUUGGCUGCUAUAUUAGGCGCUGUCCCAAUUAUAGGCACAUAUUGGGCUGUUCUACCGGGUGCAAUUGAGAUUAUUAUAAUUCGUCAGUCAUUAUCUCAAGCUGGUCUUCUCAUACUUUUCCAUUUGUUGCCAACAUAUGUCGUUGAUAUUUCAGUUUAUAGAGAAAUUAAAGGGGCGGGUCAUCCUUAUUUUACCGGUUUGGCGAUUGCUGGUGGAAUAUACUGUCAAGGUCCUGAAGGUGCCAUAAUUGGUCCUAUUCUACUAUGUUGUUUUUUGGUUGGGAUAAAUAUGUUUCGAUGGGCGAUGGAUUCUAGUAAAAAAGCGUUAGCUGCUGAUCAAUGUGAAUAUAACUCUCACUACUCGCCUCCUACUUCGCCAACUACAGUGCAUACUUAUAAAGCUUGUAUUUCAUCAGUCAUGUCCGAUCGUUUCCACGACGCAAACUCAUUUAGCAAGUAUUCCAACCCAUCUACAAAGUUUCGUAGACCAAUCUUCAAACGAAGACCAAAAUACCGAUUUAAUAAACAUUCAUUUUCUAUGCCAGACAUUUCGGACAUAUCUGACGAAUCAUUUCAAACUCCACAAAUUAAACCUCACACAACAAAGUUGAAUUCGCCUGUAUCAAGUAUACAUUUUGCUGCACAUUCAUCAACUCCUUCACAUACAUAUAUACCUUGA